Molecule: messenger RNA, 704 nt
Organism: Phytomonas sp. Hart1
Lineage: Eukaryota; Euglenozoa; Kinetoplastea; Trypanosomatida; Trypanosomatidae
Source: the annotation of a GenBank genome assembly
GUAUUUACGAGUGUUAUAUUAGUAGUAAGGAAACCAAACAACUACAGACAAUAGGUCAAUACACAUGAGAUUUUCUGUUUACUCUAUUUUUUCCACAGUAGUGCUAAUACUGAAUGCACUAGCUAUUCUCUCUGAAAAGCGUUUUCUUGUCAAGUUCGGACUCUGCGCUCAUCAAGCACUUUAUCAGCAAUCACAGCCUCCAAAAUCUGCAUUGUUAUCAGACCCAAACUCCCAAAUUACUACAGGUUUUUUGUUCGAUCCUAGAGAAUCCGCUGAGAAUCGUAAUAAUUUCAUCAAUGAUAUCAAUUCAAUCCAAUCACCAGGAGACACCAAACUGCAAAUUUCUACUCUCUUGAAUUCUAUACGAACUUUGCUUCGAUGGCCUCUUAUCUUCGCAAAUAUUGUACUCAUUGUGUUUGCUUUUAUAAUGGGAUAAACCAUUUUUUAUUCCGCUUCAUAUUGUUUUGGAUCAUGCCGUUAUAGGUUUGUUUACUUAUGAAUAUGCACUCAUGCGUGACGUGGGAUUAGGGUAUACAUUUGAUCUAAUAAAAAUAGAUUCCCUUUUUGUAUAGUCACUCAAGUGUUUUGAGGGCCGCGCACUUUGGUCAGGUUGUCUCUCAUCAUACCGUUAAUAAUUGUAUAGACUGAUUCAUCAUGGUGUUUGAAUAGAGAAGGCUCAGGUUAGUCAUCUCAUGGAGAGUAAA